AUGUCCUCCCGCAAUGCGCCCAGCGUGGCCGACCUGGCUGCGCAGGCCAACAACUACACAUACAAUGCGCACAUACCGCUGGCAAACUGGCUGCGAACGGCGAACACCAUGCAGAAGGAGGCGCAAGUCUAUGAGAUCGAGGGUAACGAGGCGCAAACUUACCUCCUUCUGUGUCGCCACGCCGGCCUUGUGCUGGAUCAUCUGAUAGAGCACCCUGACCGCAAGAAGCCGGAGAACCGAAAAGCGCUCAACGCUGCAACCAAGACUGUCCAAAGCGACCUUCAGAGGAUGGAGGAGCUCCGGCCGCGGAUAGAGAGGCGACAUGAGGAGUACGAGGACAGGAAGAGGCGACAGCAGGAUGCUUUGAAGGCAUUGCAGGGCAAGCACGCGAAGAGCUUGCCACAUGAGUCGGACGCACUCUCGAUACAAGACCGGACGUCCCGGAGAAUAUCGUACGGGGAGAGACCGGCGCUAGACGCGCGGAACCUGGACAACCACUCGUUGGCAGCGAGGCUGGCGCAGAGAGAAGUGCGGCGGCGAGAUACACAGCGCAUGAGUGUCCGGCAGGCUGGCGUGUCGGAAGAGGAGGAGCAAGAGAGGAGGACUGGUGGCAUCUGGGGGACUUGGGACGAUGAAUAUGCGCGGCAAGUUCGGCCUGGGGAUGAUUUGUCCAGUCAGAUUCAAGAGGUCGCGCGCUUGCAGAGAGACGGCCAGCGCAUGUCGUACUCCCAGCGCCCACCCUCGCAAACUUCCACGUCAGUAUACAACUACCCAUCCGUACCACAUACCUCCGCGCAGGAUCAAUGGUCAGAUUCCAGCACGCAGGGUUCCUCUCUACCUGCUCGUCCACCAAAAGAGCAAAUCUGGAGAUCCUCCGGCGCGCCCUCAAUCCCACCACCUCUCCCACCGAAAUCCUCCACACCAACACAUCCAAGUCUCUACGAUCGGCCCUACCCGCCUCCAGUACCCGGAAAGUACGCCUCCGACGCACCGCCCAUACCAGGAAAAUACACCACCGAGCGGCCCCCCACACCCUCCAACGAACUUGACGACUUCACCUUCCAGCCUAGCGCCUUCCUCGAAAACGGCGACCCUUUGCGGCCCGUCUUUCUCCCCUCCCAACUACGCUCUCAAUUUCUCGGCAGCGCAUCCACAAACACGCGCCUAAACCUAGAGACGUGCGGCAUGCUGUGCGGCAUUCUGAAGAACAAUGCCCUGUUCAUAACGCGGCUAAUCAUUCCCGAGCAGACAAGCACAAGCGAUACCUGCGAGACCCUGAACGAGGAAGAGCUAUUCGACUACUGCGACAAGGAAAAUCUGCUGGUCGUGGGCUGGAUACACACACAUCCCACGCAGACGUGUUUCAUGAGCAGUAGGGAUCUGCACACACACGUCGGCUAUCAGGUCAUGAUGGCCGAGAGCAUUGCAAUCGUCUGCGCGCCGUCGAAACAGCCCAGCUGGGGCUGCUUUCGGCUUACGGAUCCGCCGGGGAAGCAGGCGAUACUGAGCUGCUCCAAGCCCGGCAUUUUCCAUCCGCAUGAUGUGGAUAAUAUUUAUACGGAGGCGCUGAAGCCGGGCCAUGUCGUGGAGCUGCAGAACGCGCCACUGGAGAUUGUGGAUUUGCGGCCGAAGAAGAGCUUUACAUAG
Molecule: messenger RNA, 1647 nt
Organism: Didymella exigua CBS 183.55
Lineage: Eukaryota; Fungi; Ascomycota; Dothideomycetes; Pleosporales; Didymellaceae
Product: STAM binding protein
Exons: 3
Coding region: 1-1647 (548 amino acids)
Biological process (GO): protein K63-linked deubiquitination
Cellular component (GO): endosome; membrane
Molecular function (GO): metal-dependent deubiquitinase activity; K63-linked deubiquitinase activity; protein binding
Source: RefSeq, a predicted model, not a curated record